AUGGAGGAGUUGUCAACGGAGCCCCGCGCUACGGUGUACCACAACUUCCUUUUUGCUUCACCAUUUAAUCUGGUAAUCACUGAAUCCUAUGCUGUUCGUUCUCAGUCCAAGAAAGAAUGUGACCACUUGAUUUCACUGGCAAAGCCCCACAUGACGAGGUCCAAAGUAGUUGAUUCUCUGACUGGAGAGACAAAGGAAAGCAGUUCUCGAACAAGUUCAGGAAUGUCUCUUACAAGAGGGCAGGACACAAUUAUUCGUACAAUUGAGAAAAGGAUAGCAGAUUACACCUCAAUACCAAUAGAGAAUGGUGAGGGCCUUCAAGUUCUCCACUAUGCAAUUGGACAGAAGUCCGAGCCUCACUUUGACUACACUAACGUUAGUUUCGUCACAAAAAAUGGAGGCCGUCGUAUGGCGACUCUACUUAUGUAUCUCUCGGAUGUUGAAAAGGGUGGCGAGACUGUGUUCCCUAACGCGACAGCAAAAGGCAAGCUGUCUAAUCAAUGUCUAAAGCUAAAGAGUGGUAUAUCUGUUAAACCUAAAAUGGGAGAUGCAUUGCUUUUCUGGAGCAUGAAGCCUGAUGGAUCUCGUGAUCCCACAAGCCUGCAUGGUGGAAGUCCAGUGAUUAAAGGCGACAAAUGGUCAGCGACCAAGUGGAUGCAUGUUAACAAGUACAACUAG
Messenger RNA from Miscanthus lutarioriparius, 678 nucleotides. Lineage: Eukaryota; Viridiplantae; Streptophyta; Magnoliopsida; Poales; Poaceae. The record is from the annotation of a GenBank genome assembly.